Messenger RNA from Rotaria sp. Silwood2, 3372 nucleotides. Lineage: Eukaryota; Metazoa; Rotifera; Eurotatoria; Philodinida; Philodinidae. The record is from the annotation of a GenBank genome assembly.
AUGGAGCUAAUGCACAUCACGUAUGUGUCCGUUACUUUUUGUAAUAAAGUUAUAUGUACAAUGACAAUUGAACAGACUUCAACUCUACUUCUUGAUGAUGGGUAUGAUACCGCAUUAGUUAAUCCACAACAAGGUGAUGAUGAAAAUUUUAGUAAACUAUUUCAGUUGAUGAAUGUUUUAUCAUAUGGAACAAUAACUUUUUCUGAUAAUAAAUCCCAUCGAGCAGAUUUCAUUCGUAUAUCUAAUGGCGUACCUCCUACACAAGUUCACGAAUUCUUAACUCGAUACUGGUGUGAUGAACGUCCAUCACUUGUCAUAUCGAUAACUGGAGGUGCAAAAGAAUAUAAUAUGAAACCAAGAUUAUUAAGAGCAUUUCGACAUGGUCUUCUGAAAGUUGCUCGAACAACUGGUGCAUGGAUAGUUACUGGUGGUAUGAAUACAGGUAUAAUGAAACUUGUUGGUGAAAUUAUUCAAAUAAAUCCAGAUCGAUCUCGGCCAAUUCCUUUGAUUGGUAUUGCUACAUGGGGUUGUGUAUCUGGUCGUAAACAUCUGAAUGUGCGUGGUUCAAGUGUAUAUUAUGCUAAACCACGUAGUAAUACAAGAGGUGAAGCACCACUUGAACCAAAUCAUACAAAAUUUAUUUUUAUUGAUGAUGGAACUGAAAGAACAUAUGGUCGAGAAAUAGCAUUUCGUGCCCAACUUGAACAAGUUAUUUCUGGUGGAUUUUUUUCUUCAAAAACAAUGACAAGUUCUUCAAAUCAAUCUGAAAGUAUAUCUGGAACAUCAUUUUUACAAUCAGAAAAUUCGAAUCCAGUACCUGUUGUUCUUCUUGUUGUCGAAGGCGGUCCAAAUACAGUUCGAACAGUUCAUGAAGCUGUUGUUGAAAACAAUAUUCCAGCUGUUUUUCUCGAAGGAACAGGUCGUUGUUGUGAUUUAUUUGCUAAAGCAUUUCAUCUUUAUAAUGAAUAUCGAAGAAAUAUUGAACCUGAUGAUGAAACAUCAAUAAUUAUUGAUCCAGAUACUUUAGCAAAGCAUUAUAAUGAAUUAAAAAUAAGACUUCGUGAAGACCUUAAAGAUGAACUUCUUUCAAUUAAUGGUUCAGCCGAUACACAUGUUACAACGGAUCAUCAUGAACAUCGUACUGAUGAUAAGGAUAAUUUUGACUUAGUUUAUGAAUGUAUUCAUACUCGAAGAAAUUUUCUGAAUAUAAUUAGUCUUAGUUCACGUCAUUUAGUUGAACCCGAUAUUGAUUUAGCUAUUUUACAAGCUCUAUUAAAGGCUACCAGCGAUAAAAAGGGGUGUGAAACAACUAUUCAACGUAAACGUGAACAACUUCGUUUAGCAUUAGAAUGGAACCGGCUGACAAUUACCGAUAGUGUUAAUAUGGAUAUUGAUAGAGAACUUUUUCUUUGGUCGGUAAUAGAAGAUCGACAAGAUUUAGCAUUAUUGUUUUGGUCACGUGGCAAGAAUAAAAUUAGUGCUGCAUUAGUUGCAACAUUAAUAUAUAAACAUUAUGCUCAUACAAAACAUGAUAAAAAUUAUAUUCAAUCGGCUGAUAAAUUUGAAGAUUUAGCUGUACAAAUACUUGAAAAACUUUAUGAAGCAAAUUCACAAGCAUGUUUAAAAUCAAUUAUACGACAAAUUCCAUCUUAUGGCAAUGCAACAUGGUUAGAAUUAGCUGUUGAAGCUAAUGCUAAAGAAUUUAUUGCUCAUCGAGCUGUACAAGAUCUAUUUAAUGAUAUUUGGUUUGGAUAUAUUAAAGAAUCAGUAUCUGAUAUAAAAAUCUUUUUUUCUACAUUUAUGUUAUGGUAUAGUGGUUUUCUUCCUUAUAAUGAAAAUUUAGUUACAGAAGAUGAUAAUACAACAUUGAUUAAUUCAAGUAAUAAGUCAUAUUUUUUUGUAAAACAAACAUCAAAAGAACAGUGGAUAAGACAAAGGAAAUUAAGAAAAGUUUCUGAAUAUUUUCGCCACAUUAUUACAUUUAUACGUGCUCCAUAUGUUAAAUAUCUUUAUCAUUUAUACUCUCAUUUGAUUUUUUUAUUACUAUUCUCCUAUGUAAUUUUAUGUGAUUUUUUUCCACUCUAUGAUCUUCCAAUGAAUUCAUGUAUACCGUCUGGCAGUUUAGCAAAAAAAGGUUGUUGCAAUGAUGAAGAUAGUAAUCUAUCAGUUACAAGUUACACGUCGACUAUAAGUUUGUAUAAUAUUAGUAAAUCAGUUGCAUAUGGACUACAACCGCAUGAAAAUCCGUCUUUUACUGAAAUUACACUUGUCAUAUGGGUUAUUACAUUAGUUCAUGAAGAACUUCGACAGUUAGUUGCAAUACAAACACCAUCAGCACGAAACGCUAUUACAGUUUAUUUUAAAUCAUAUUGGAAUCAAUUAGAUGUUGUGGCUAUACUUCUUUUUUUCGUCGGUAUUACACUUCGAUAUGUUCCAAUAUCAGAAUGCUUUUGUGCAGCACGGAUUGUUUUGUCAUUUGAUUUAUCUAUUUGGUUUAUACGUACAUUAGAGAUGUUUACUGCUGUUAAACUACUUGGGCCUAAACUUGUUAUGAUUGGUGAAAUGGUAAUAUUUGGUGUUCAAGAAUUUACUUGGCAUUUACCACGUAAAAUUAUAAAUCUUGCUUAUUGGCAUAUAUUUGGUGAAAUAGAAGCUUUAGAAACAUUCGACGCAAAUGGUUAUGCAGCAUUUAUCUUAUUGCUUGGUUAUAUGACUAUUGUUAGUAUACUCUUAGUCAAUCUACUUAUUGCUAUGUUCAGUAAUACUUUCGAUCGUCUUCAAAGCAAUGCAGAUCGUAUUUGGAAAUUUCAACGAUAUUCAUUAGUUUGUGAAUAUUUAUCACGUCCAUCGUUGCCACCACCUUUCAUUUUCUUGUCUCAUUGUGGACGAUUAACUUUGUAUAUAUUAGCUAAAUGUUGUAAGUCAGAAUUCAUUCAAAAUAAAUAUCGACAACAUAUGAAUCGAACAAAAUAUAAACUAUCACUCGAUGACAAAAGUAUAACAAUAAUUGAAACAACUGAAGAUGCAUAUGGUGAUGAAGUUUAUUAUAAUUAUUUAAAACAGGAAAGAAAACUACUUGAUGAACCUGAUCUAGAUGAAGAACGAAUUCCAUCAUUACAGGAAAAUAUCUUAAAUAGAAUACGAAGACUUGAAAACCAUAUGCGACUAAUUAGUAAUCAACAAGCUAUUAUAUGCGAUUAUCUUGAACAUUUGAUGGGUGAUUCAAAAACUAACAAUGAUGAACGUAUCAAACAACCUGAACGACAUCUUUUAGAUCCUGAAUUAUCAUUUCAGGAAAUGAAUCAAAAUAUUAAUAAAGCACAACAAAGGUAUCGACGAGAAUCUUUGUUUGAUGAUGAUCGUGUUCAUUGA